CAGGUCCCAUACCUUUAUCACUGCCUUCAACAUGCUAAAUAUUAAUUGUAAUAAUGAACAAAUGAAAAAGGCGCAGUACUUUGGGAGAGGAACUCCAGUUGGCCCCAUACAAGUCUCCUUUUUGCCAUGAUCCAGCCAAAUUCAGACAGGACUAAGCAGAAGUCUGUACUCGGUGCAAAGUCCAUCUCAAUACGAUUUCCAGCGUUGGCUGGUCCUGUAUCAAUCCGCAUCCAGUGCGCUGCCUAUUGCGCAGCCCAUUGAUACUCAGCAAAUGAAGGAUGUGGAUGCGCAAUGGUGUGGGAGUGGCGCAGAGCUGGGCGCGCUCUCACUAGACUGGAGACGCCACUGACUCGGGAGCAGAAGCACAAGACAGGAGUCGGAACAAGCCAAGGAUGGCUUCAUCUCAAGGCAGGAGCGAUGUGCAGUUCGCAGACUGGAUGGCAAGUUUGCCCGAAAGGAUCCACAGGGUCCCUCUCACCAGCUUGGCUAUUCCAGGAUCUCACGAUUCCUUCAGUUUCUACAUUGACGAGGCCUCUCCUGUUGGACCUGAGCAGCCGGAAACUGUCCAGAACUUUGUCUCCGUGUUCGGUACUGUGGCUAAAAAGCUCAUGAGAAAGUGGUUGGCCACACAAACCAUGAAUUUCACAAGCCAGCUAGAGGCAGGAAUACGGUAUUUUGAUCUCCGCAUCUCAACGAAACCUAGAGACCCUGAUAACGAGUUGUAUUUUGCUCAUGGAUUAUUUAGUGCCAAAGUCAAUGAAGGCCUUGAAGCAAUUAAUGCCUACCUGUCCAGCCACACUAAAGAGGUAGUGUUCUUGGACUUCAAUCAUUUCUAUGGGAUGCAAAAAUACCAUCAUGAGAACCUUGUACAGAUGCUCAGAGACAUAUUUGGGAAGAAAAUCUGCCCAGUUAUAUUCGCCCAGGAAGUGUGUCUUAAGUAUCUCUGGGAGAGGAAUUAUCAGAUCUUGGUGUUUUAUCAUAGUCCAGUGGCUCUUGAAGUUCCUUUUCUAUGGCCAGGGCAAAUGAUGCCGGCUCCCUGGGCAAAUACAACGGACACUGAAAAACUGAUUCAGUUCCUGCACUCUUCGAUCACUGACCGGAGGAACAAAGGUUCCUUUUUUGUAUCUCAGGUGGUACUAACGCCCAAAGCGAGUACUGUGGUCAAAGGAGUGACCAGUGGCCUCAGAGAAACAAUAACAGAAAGAGCUCUCCCCGCUAUGAUGCAUUGGGUUCGGACUCAGAAACCCGGGGAGGGUGGAAUCAAUAUCGUCAGCGCUGAUUUUGUAGAAUUAGGCGACUUUAUCAGCACGGUCAUACGCCUGAACUAUCUCCUGGAUGAAGAAGACAGCAUGACUUGAUGAUUCCCAUCAGGAUUCUCAGAACACUAAAUGCUGCAGUGUAAUUGUAUUAGCAGUGAUAUUGUCACAAACAGAAAUCUUCCUACCAUCAUGAAUUUCUGAGUUGCAUCUUGUGGCUAGAGGGCUAAGGGGAUGCUUAAACGGUUUCAAUUAAAUUUGAAACGAAAGAGACCAUUUUGGACAAUUGUGUUAUUGUUAUUAUUUUUAGUGGGCUUUGCUCUUUCAAACUCCCUCCCUGCAAAUUCAGGCGUUUACUUUGAAAAUUGCAUUUAGGAGGAAAGAUGAGGGCAAUGAGAAGAGGUAUAUAAUUUGUUAGAGAAAUAAUUGAAUUUGACUACUUAUAGCAGUAGGACUGAAUUUUCUACACGUAAUCUUGGAAUUUAGGAGGCCAAUAUUUACCUUCUGAUAUUAUAUUGACUUAAUUAUAUUUACAGAGGCACCACUGUUAUGUUAGUUAUAUAAGUUAUGUUUUAUGUUUAUUCUCAUGCUUCUUAUCGCUCAGUAUUUAGGUCAAGCCUAGUGAUGGGUGAAUAAAUUCGGCAGGUACAAAUUAGCGGUGAAUUUCCGUGUUUCACCAGUGGUGAAUAAAUU
Messenger RNA from Xenopus laevis (African clawed frog), 1949 nucleotides. It is a transcript of the gene plcxd3.S, whose product is annotated as PI-PLC X domain-containing protein 3. The record is from RefSeq and is a predicted model, not a curated record. Bases 393 to 1358 code for a protein of 321 amino acids. The transcript has 3 exons. NCBI's taxonomy places the organism in Eukaryota, Metazoa, Chordata, Amphibia, Anura, Pipidae.